Messenger RNA from Colletotrichum paranaense, 1458 nucleotides. RefSeq lists its product as uncharacterized. Lineage: Eukaryota; Fungi; Ascomycota; Sordariomycetes; Glomerellales; Glomerellaceae. The coding region runs from base 1 to 1458 and encodes 485 amino acids. The transcript is spliced from 3 exons. The record is from RefSeq and is a predicted model, not a curated record.
AUGGCUCGAAAUGCUUUGAUCGUCCUAUUGGGCCUGACACUGCCAGCCCUGGGCGCAGUCCUGAGCGCUCCAGAACCGGUAUCCCAUUCUGUCAUCCAGAAGCGUGAUCUCUCUGGGUCAUCCUAUGUCUGGCUCAACGACAACACCGGUACUCCGCAACAUAUGGCUUCUGGUGUCUUACUCGGAAUUCCAAGCAACCCCGACCAGAUCCCUGACCAUUGGCUAUCUGACAUCAAGUUCUGGAACAUGAGAUCUGGUGGUUCGCAGUUGGCUGAGCCCCGCCGUGGAUGGACUCGAGGACUAAACGAGUUCAUGGCAAGUACCAAAUUAACCUAUGAAACCCCCUUACCUUCUGCAUACCAGGUCACACGCCGCCACGGGGGAAAUUUCCAAAUCAUGAUCCAUGAUAUGUGGGGGACCGAUUCGUAUCCGAAUUUCGCCGAGACGCCGAUGCCGGGUGACGGAGGAAGCUACGCAGACUUUGACAACUUCCUUGAUACGUUUUUUGCGCUGCUGAAACAAGAUGGCAUGGUCGACAACAUUUGGUGGGACCUUUGGAACGAAAUUGACAAUGUUGACUUCCUCGACCGAGGAAUAGACAGAUGGCUGGAGUACUGGGGUCAUGCGUACCACAAGAUCAUGAGGGAUUUCCCCAAUGCCAAGGUCAUUGGGCCGUCCUACGGUCAUCUGCCCAACUUUUCGCAAGGCGUCGAACACUAUUUCUCACGCUGGGCUGAGUUCAUAAAGUCCAACAACUCCAUCCCCGACCAGAUCAGUCUUCAUUUCCUUUACGGGAACGGGGACUUAACUACCUCGCUCAAUAGUUACCGUCAGUAUCUGAAUGCUGCUGGCGUCGACUUUCAGGGUAUCUGGAACGUCCAGGAGUACGGCCACCCGGAUCAGCAAGUUCCGUCCGGUCUCAUAUGGAACAUUGGCCAGCUGGAGCGACACAACGUGCCAGGUCUCCGGGCCAAUUGGCUAGGCGGUCAGGAACUCAACGACUAUCUAGCAUAUGUUCUCGGGAAGGACAAGACCGGUGCCAAUUAUGACAUGUAUGACACUAGUUAUCGGCCUGCUCGGGAGUAUCCGGUGUACGUCUACUAUGCCCAGAGCAUGACGGGGUAUCGUGUACGCACCGAGAUGUCCGAGGACACGCUUGUGGAUACGUACGCUACCGUCGAUCCCAACCAGCGAGUCGUGCGUAUCUUAGCUGGAUGUCGUCCGAACACUGGCGUCUGGUUUGUCAAGGUUGGCGGACUGAGCGCCCUUGGUCUUCCUGAGUCCGGAUCACUUCCUAUCAAAGCGAUCCGGUUCAACACAGCCCCGGGUCGGUUUGAUCGUGUCGCCGAACCUGACGAUCUCGGCUACACCAACUACAACUAUGGAGAUGGCAUCGUUACCGUUGCCGUCUAUCAGAAUGACCCAGACGUCGGCUUUGCUUUCGAGUUCUCGUACUGA